Molecule: messenger RNA, 441 nt
Organism: Fusarium keratoplasticum
Lineage: Eukaryota; Fungi; Ascomycota; Sordariomycetes; Hypocreales; Nectriaceae
Product: 5-hydroxyisourate hydrolase
Exons: 1
Coding region: 1-441 (146 amino acids)
Biological process (GO): purine nucleobase metabolic process
Molecular function (GO): hydroxyisourate hydrolase activity
Source: RefSeq, a predicted model, not a curated record
AUGGCCUCACCCUCCGCAAAGGACCCCAUCACCUGCCACGUCCUCGACACCCAGGCCGGUCGCCCCGCCCGUGGCGUCCGCGUCCGCCUCGAGGGCCCCGUCCCCGCCCCAGCGCCCGGAGCCAACCCGCACACCCAGCCCCAGCCCAAGACGUUCGAGUCCAUCACCGACGACGACGGCCGCGUCCUGGUCUGGCUGCCCUACAGCUCCGCCGACUCGGCCGGCGAGGUCCCUGUCUACACCCUCCUCGACGUGCUCGACGAGCGCAAGGGCCAGGGACCCUCGCGCUGGACACUGCGCUUCGACACGGCCGCCUACUUUGGCGAGGAAAAGACCUUUUUCCCAGAGGUGACCAUCACCUUUCGUGUCGAGGAGGGGCAGCACUACCAUGUGCCACUGUUGUUGAGCCCAUAUAGCUAUACUUCUUACCGCGGAAGCUAG